AUGCCAAAACUGAAUAGCAAUUGGGAUAUCAACUAUGCUAAAACAGAGGAAACUGAAGACUACGAAGAAUAUUAUGAUAAAGAACCUGUUUAUGUUUCUCAAAAUUCUAGACUCUGCUCUUAUUCUAUAAAAAAAAAAGAAGCAAGACAAAAACAGUCAGAAUCACAAAAAGAACAUAUCUUAAGGAGCAACCCAAAAAUCAGUAAGAAUUGA
Molecule: messenger RNA, 213 nt
Organism: Scutellospora calospora
Lineage: Eukaryota; Fungi; Glomeromycota; Glomeromycetes; Diversisporales; Gigasporaceae
Source: the annotation of a GenBank genome assembly